This is a messenger RNA of Hyaloscypha bicolor E, 1988 nucleotides long. RefSeq lists its product as uncharacterized. Bases 1 to 1920 code for a protein of 639 amino acids. The record is from RefSeq and is a predicted model, not a curated record. Lineage: Eukaryota; Fungi; Ascomycota; Leotiomycetes; Helotiales; Hyaloscyphaceae. The transcript has 2 exons.
AUGUCUCAUGAAAAGGACGGAAUAGAUGCACAUGAAACACCUGAAUCCGACUCGGUUCCAUCUCAACCCAAGCUUCGUUUCUACUUCCAGCCACUCUGCGGUAUUUUUAUCCCACUUGCCUUUGCAGCGUAUUACCUCUGGACAUACUUUGUCUGGCUCCAGCCGUCAAGCAAUCCUUUGGCCGACAUCAAUAAGCCCCCCCCCAACGGCAAGUAUGUCUGGUGGUCAUGGUUUAUUAUCGGCGCAAUUGGGUUAAACAUCUCGGACUAUACUCUCGGAGGCGUUGAGGCUGCUAUGAUGACGACCGGUAUAUUCAAACCAACAACUGAGGAAGAGCUCAGAAUGCACAGGGACCUGCGCUGGAGCAGCCUGAGAGACUGGGGAACCGUGGCCUACCGUAUUGUCUUCAAGAAAGGAAACAACGUACCGCGCAACUGGCUGUGGAGAAUACUAUUUGGCUUGAGUGUCUUAUCUUGGUCAUUUGCGCUGUCUGGUUUGACCAUGCAGACUCAGGAUGGAUACAAGGCCGGGAACGUACCAGGAACCAACGUCACGGGCGUAAAUCAAGGAUCCAUGGGCCUUAGAGCCAGCGCUGACAUUAUUAAUGCAGCCUCCUAUCUAUGGACGCUUGAUUCAGCACCUCAAAUUCCUUCCGGGAGCGCGCUUUACGUACCUCUAAAUAGCAGCAUCAUGGCAAACGUGUCGAAGCCGAACACGCUCCCCUCGAAUGCCAUGGAGAUUUUCCUAACCGCCCAAGCUCCUGUACCCAUAACUGGCAGUAUAUGGGGAGCAGUUCUGAAGUAUAACUGCUCCGAGGUUCACAGGUUGGACGAGUUUACUAUCCUGAACCGGCGAAUCAACUCCUCAAAUCCAGCCUAUGUCCAACCUGCUAUAUAUAACGCCACUGACAUCGCGUACUUCUAUACUCUCGACGAUGGUUCAUCAAUAUCAGUGAUGAGCCAGCUGAAUGGUGGUCUCAUAAACGUCGCCGCCUUCGUUGAAGUAGGCAUGAGCACUGGCGUGAGCGACAUAUUGGACCGAACACCGUCACUGGGUUACACUAGCGCAAACUUAGGACUAGAUCAGGAGGAAGUCUUGGAGCUGGCCCUCUGGCAAACUUUCUGGAAUCCACCAGGCACAUUUGGCAAUUUCACAAAUGUGCAAGACCCGAUUCCGGAGCUGGAGGACGAGCACUAUGAGCCACAGAAUCCCUUCGGGGCCGGUUACCCGUGGAAUGGAAAUAUGUCAGCCAUUGGCAUUCGGUGCACUUCCUCGUCAGUGACUGGAACAGCAACAGUGAACGGUUUAGUAGGAACUUACACCGAUUUUGAGCGCGAAGAUCCCAACAUGGACCACUUCCUCACCCCUAGACUCAGCCUCGGCGUCCCGUUAAUGUUCAUCCCACUCGAACAAGCUGCUAAUGACUUUGUGGACUUUGGGUAUCACGGAGGAUUGAAGUCUCUUGGCAACAAUUCAGUCAACUACACUGUACUGAAGACUAAGUAUGACUGGAUCAAUCCACUCUUCAUGGCCGCCAACCCAGCUAUCGAUCUCGACGAAACAUCCCCCGGUUUCGCCUACUAUAGUUCCCUUAUCCAGACGUCCGAUCUUCGAGAUGCCUUUAUUACCGCUUAUCAACAAUAUGCAAUCCAGCUUAUGUUCUAUGGCACCAAUGGCGGCGCGGCUUGGGAAAAUGAUAACGUCACCACUGCCGCCCCGUGGACUAUUCUCCAGGCUGGCGGCGGUGUACCACCCCUCUUGGUCGUCAUUACCAUGCUGAUCUGGGCCGUUGGUUGUGCUGGUCUGUCCCUCGCAUAUGGCUUUGAGAAGCGCUGGGCAGAGACAUUUGAUGACCACUAUCUCUAUUGCCUCUGCGAUGAGAAGCGCCUGGAUAUUUCAAAAAUCUUCAAGAGUGACUAAUUUAUAUUACAGAUAUUAUAGCCCCCAGGCUUUCCUGAGACUGGCUCAAGAAACACUGCACGUGACGG